Aspergillus affinis is the source of this 525-nucleotide messenger RNA. RefSeq names its product cytochrome c oxidase assembly protein COX16. Gene Ontology annotation, cellular component: mitochondrial inner membrane. Bases 1 to 525 code for a protein of 174 amino acids. NCBI's taxonomy places the organism in Eukaryota, Fungi, Ascomycota, Eurotiomycetes, Eurotiales, Aspergillaceae. The record is from RefSeq and is a predicted model, not a curated record. Gene Ontology annotation, biological process: mitochondrial respiratory chain complex IV assembly. The transcript has 3 exons.
AUGGUGCCUGAGAAGUCAGUGUCUAGGGACGACGCGGAUGAGGUUAGCAUAGUCUUACCGGCUAGAAAGAUUGCAAAGUACUUGGCCAGUAUUGGCCUGGAUACCGGAGAUUUCACCUUCUUUGCGCUCAACGUCGCCAAAACAUUCCGGCGCGCAACAACGGCGUCAUCUUCGCUCGGCGAGCGAAUUGGCGCUGCGUACAGAGCCACUCUUCCCCGGCAUCCUUUUCUUCUUUUCGGCCUCCCUUUCGUGAUGAUUAUAGUCGCCGGUUCGUUUGCGUUAACGCCAGCUGCUGCACUGAGAUAUGAACGAUACGAUCGCAAAGUAAAGCAACUUAGUCAAGAGGAGGCCAUGAACCUUGGCCUGAAGGGGCCCGAUGGGGAAGAGGGAAUCAAGAGGAACCCCCGCAGAAGAAUCUUAGGAGACGAAAGAGAAGAAUAUUACAGGCUCAUGGCCAAGGAUCUCGAUGAUUGGGACCAGAAGCGCGUUCAAAGGUUUAAGGGUGAACCAGAUGGGAAAAUAUAA